Messenger RNA from Zychaea mexicana, 621 nucleotides. RefSeq lists its product as uncharacterized. The transcript has a single exon. Lineage: Eukaryota; Fungi; Mucoromycota; Mucoromycetes; Mucorales; Lichtheimiaceae. The coding region runs from base 160 to 540 and encodes 126 amino acids. The record is from RefSeq and is a predicted model, not a curated record.
AAACAUAUCAACGGCAUAAUUCUCAUUUAGUCUAUUUAGGAUUGUCCUUAAAAUAAUCGUUUGAUUUACAGGACGCACAAAAAGUGAUGAAUCUUAUGACGGUGGGAAUGAUGUCAAAAGCAAGAUUCUUACUUCCUUUCGAUACCUGUAAGACUGGGGAUGUUGGAGCGUGGAACAUGGCGGUCGUUUUUAUUCAUCAUCCGUCUUUUCUUUUUUGGUUCCACUAGACUUGAACAGCUAACCAUGGCUCUUUCCGCUAAAGAUCCUGAUCCACCCAAAGUGGUGGAUCAAACCAAAACCACGGCUACCAACACCAAAACAAAUACUUCUUCCGCAUUUUCAUCCGAUUCCCCAACGUCGCCAAAGGGCAAAGGUUCUGCCCUUUCCUAUCGUUCGUAUGCGCAAGUCACUAAAGGUCAACGCAUUACAACCCUUGAACAGCUAACCAUUGGAACCUGUCAGUCAAAUAUCGAAGAAUUAAAAUUGGCCACGCGUUAUAUCAGUGCGGCAAUCAUCCCACUUGUGAUGAUAGAGCUUUAAUAAAGAUGAUAAGGGACAAGAUUAAAUAUCUUUGAGAUGAUGUUUUAUUCCAACAAAAGAUAAAGCUCUUUUAUAUUCUAG